CUGCACGCUCAAAAACGCUGCGUCCGGGAUUGGAGGCAGUGCGCAUGCUCGAGGGUACUUAAUAUGAACGCUGUCUCCCGUCUCAAGACAUCUCAGACUCAGUGACCACAAUGGGCAGAUAAGAAAGACAAAAUAUCUGCUGUGUGGAGGCUAGAAGGUUAGUAAGACCUCGGCAGAUACCUCCUCUUUUCCUGCACGAGCAGUCCAGCAAGUUUACAGCACAAUGGCUGAAGAAGACUAUGGCAGCUUUGUGGACUGGAACCAGAUGGGCGAUUUGGCCAAGAGCAGCGGGCCCACCAAGGUGGACACUAAAGAUCUGAAAGAGUUCAAACGGAUGGCUCGACAAGGUUAUUGGGCCAAGAACCACAAGCUGCGGGCACAAGUCUACCAGCAACUCAUCAAAGCCAUUCCUUGCCGUACAGUGACCCCAGAUGCAGCAGUGUAUCGUGACAUUAUGGGAAAUGCAGCCACAAAGAAAACCUCCACCAACGUCCCACUACCAGAGUUUGUGGAUGGAAAUCCCAUACCGCGGUACUGUCUGAAGCCGGAGGCAGUAGCCUCAGUCCAUCAGAUCAUCAACUGCCUCGCUGGACAGUUUCCAGAUAUCUCUCAUUGCCCAGCUCUUCCUGCAGUUACUUCAUUGCUUCUGCACUUCAGUGUAGACGAAGCUCAGUGUUUUGAGCAUGUCAGCCGCAUACUGGCAUGCAACGAGCCAGGGAAGCGACUUAUAGACCAGACCUUCCUGGCUUAUGAGUCUAGCUGCAUGACCUUCGGUGACCUAGCCAAUAAGUACUGCACAGCUGCUCACAAACUGAUCGUUGCCACGGCUCAGGAUGUGAUGGAUGUCUACUCAGACUGGCAGUGCUGGGUCCUCGGUGACCUGCCUUUUAGCCAUGUGGUUAGGGUCCUAGAUGUCUACCUAGUAGAGGGCUAUAAGGUUCUUUACCGCGUGGCAGUAGCCUUGCUCAAGUUCUAUCGCAAGCAUAAAAUGGGAGCAGAGGGGGGGCAGGGCAACCAGCAGCAGGAGGAUUCAAACAAAAUCAAGGCAGAUAUUCAGGCAUUUGUUAAGGGCAUUGCUUCCACCGUCACACCUGACAAGCUGCUCGAGAAGGCAUUCUCCAUCCGCCUGUUCAGCCGCAAGGAGAUCACCCUGCUGCAGCUUACAAAUGAGAAGUCCCUGCAGCAAAAAGGAAUCACUGUGAAGCAGAAGCGCUCUAGGCGGAACGUGCAGCUGGCACUUAACCCUGACACAUUUUCCUCGGAGAUAGUCAGUGCCAAGGAGAUGCAUGACAUCUGGUCAUGGAUCCCAGAGCGCUUUGCCCUGUGCCAACCACAGCUUCUCUUCACAACCUCCACCCACGGUUGCAGCCUGAACAGAUUCUACUCACAUUGUGAGGGCCACGAACCCACUCUGCUCCUCAUCAGGACCACAGAUGGCGAUGUAUGCGGAGCGUUUCUGUCCACUGAUUGGGAGGAAAGGAAGAGAGGAGGCAACAAGUUGAGCUUCUUCGGCACAGGGGAAUGUUUUGUCUUCAGGCUGAAGCCAGAGAUGGAGCGUUACGAGUGGAUAGUAAUCAGUCACCCUGAGCUGGCUUCGUCCAUCAAGACCCAGGCUCAGAAAGAAACGGCAACAUCUGAAGACCAGAUCACAGACAGCAAUAGCUUACAGCAGCCAGAAAAACCUCCUGGAGAGCUGUCACCAUUUCUGUCUGCCCGCCACUUCAACCUGAACUCUAAGAAUACUUCUAUGUUCAUGUCUGGAAAUGUUGACUCCAUCAUAGUGGGAGGAGGCAACGGCAACGCUCUGUAUAUCGACUCUGAGCUGAACCACGGGCGCACUGGCAGUUGCACUACCUUUGACAACCCGCCCCUGUGUGCAGAGAGCUUCCAGAUUUCGCUGCUAGAGGUGUGGGGCUUCCAGGACACCAUGGCCUCAUAAUGCUGAGCACAUACAUGCAACACAUACUUAGGUAUUCAUCCACAAACACUUAAACAUGUGAAAUAAGAAGUCAAGUGUUUUAGGUGGAAAACAUGCAAACAAAACCACAUCCGUCCUGCAAAUUCAACUCUGAAUUAUUAUUUUUUUAAAUGUAUUAAAGCAGUUUGUUCAAAUUUCUGCA
Molecule: messenger RNA, 2120 nt
Organism: Pundamilia nyererei
Lineage: Eukaryota; Metazoa; Chordata; Actinopteri; Cichliformes; Cichlidae
Gene: tbc1d24
Product: TBC1 domain family, member 24
Exons: 8
Coding region: 224-1939 (571 amino acids)
Source: RefSeq, a predicted model, not a curated record